AUGGAGAACGACGUUCUUGACUGCCUGGAUGACCUGCAGUACCCGGGACCGUGCUCGGAGCCGGCGGCGCUGACGGCGGCGCUCGACGGCGGCCCCGAGUCGGCCCAGUUCCGCCAGCUGGUGGCCUGGCUGGUCGGCCAGCUCGGUCCGCUCUGCCACCUGGAGGAGACGGUGGCGGCCGAGAGCGGCGCCGACGACUUCCAGCUGGAGCUGAGCGGUGUGCUGCGCGAGCUGCGCUGUCCGCACGCACCACUGCUCGACGGGCCGACGCAGGCGCGGCUGGCGGCGCGGCCCGCGCGCCUCCUGCUGCUCGACUUCCUCUGCGGCGAGCUGCAGGCGGCGCGCAUGCUGGCGACCGACGCGCCGCCGGCCGGCCCGCCCACGGCCGAGACGCCCACGGCGGCGGCCCUCAAGCGCGCGCUGCUCGCGCUCAACUUCCCCAAGCCGCCGGCGCAGAUCACUCCGGCGCAGCUGUUCUCGAAGGUGGAGCAGAAGCUGGGGGAGGUGGUGCGCGCGGCGCCGCCGGCGCUGGUCGGCACGCCGCUCUGGAGCGGCGAGCUCAGCCAGCAGCAGUGGCGCCACCUGGAGCGUAUCGCCUCCGAGCUACAGCACGAGUACCGGCUGCGGCGCGAGAUGCUGCUGAAGCGGCUAGACGUGACCGUGCAGAGCUUCCGCUGGUCACCGCGCGCCCAGCAGCGCCAGGAGGAGGUGCUGGCGGCGUUCGGUGCGCGCCGGGCCGCCAUGACGCGCGAGCCGGCCGUCCAGCUGGCCGAUCUGCUGGCGGCGCGUGCCGACCUGGCUGUGGAGGAGCGCACCUGCAGCAGUCAGGUGCGCCGCAACACGCGCACCGGGCUGAACCGAGUCGUGAUCGGACCCGUGCCGGACCGCGGCGGCCGACCGAGCGAGCAGCGCGCGCCGCCGCCGGAGAUGCCCAGCUGGAAGCCGCGCGACGCUGGCCAGCCCGGCGGCAGGG
Molecule: messenger RNA, 973 nt
Organism: Pollicipes pollicipes
Lineage: Eukaryota; Metazoa; Arthropoda; Thecostraca; Pollicipedomorpha; Pollicipedidae
Product: protein FAM98A-like
Exons: 1
Cellular component (GO): tRNA-splicing ligase complex
Source: RefSeq, a predicted model, not a curated record